Pterocles gutturalis (yellow-throated sandgrouse) is the source of this 482-nucleotide messenger RNA. It is a transcript of the gene CDO1, whose product is annotated as cysteine dioxygenase type 1. Gene Ontology annotation, molecular function: ferrous iron binding; cysteine dioxygenase activity. The annotation marks the transcript as partial. Gene Ontology annotation, biological process: L-cysteine catabolic process. The record is from RefSeq and is a predicted model, not a curated record. Lineage: Eukaryota; Metazoa; Chordata; Aves; Pterocliformes; Pteroclidae. The transcript has 4 exons.
GCACAUCAGUACCUAUGCAAUACAAGGCAAACACUUUGUAUUUCAGGUAUACAAGAAAUCUUGUGGACAAUGGCAAUGGAAAGUUCAACUUGAUGAUCUUGUGCUGGGGUGAAGGGCAUGGCAGCAGCAUCCAUGACCACACUGACUCACACUGCUUUAUGAAGAUCCUCCAGGGAAAUCUAAAGGAGACACUGUUUGCAUGGCCUGAAAAAAAAGGGAAUGGGGAAAUGACUAAGAAAUCAGAACGAGUUUUGAGGGAAAAUCAGUGUGCCUACAUUAAUGACUCCAUUGGCCUGCACCGUGUGGAGAACACAAGCCACACAGAGUCUGCUGUUAGCCUGCAUUUGUACAGCCCCCCCUUCGACAGCUGUAACACCUUUGAUCAGAGGACUGGACACAAGCACAAAGUCAAGAUGACCUUCUACAGCCAGUUUGGAGAAAGGACUCUCUGCGCAACAGCAGUGCCGCAGGAGAACAACUGA